AUGAGCGCGUUGGAGGACACGGAGCGCACCUGCGUCGACCUGAGCUACCGCAGUCUCGUCGCCGUGCCGACGCUGAGCGAUGCGGCCUUGCUCGUCGUCCUCGACCUCAAGGGCAACGACCUGGCAGACCUGCCGGACCUGAGCGCGCUGCGCAGCCUCCGGUCGCUGAUCGUGUCGCAGAACGCGCUCGCGGAGCUGCCCGCCAGCAUCGGGCAGCUCCGGCGGCUCCGGAAGGUCUGGGCCAACGACAACCACUUCGCGGCGCUGCCGGACGCCGUCGGCCGCCUGCCGCGGCUGAAGACGCUGUGGGUCGCGGGGUGCCGACUGGCAUCGCUACCCGAGUUGGACCUCGAAUGCCUGGAAUCGCUCUGGGUGGCGUCGAACCGCCUCGCCGCGCUGCCCGCGUCGCUCGCGGGCUGCCUGCAUCUUCGCGCGCUCUGGGCGUCCGACAACGCGCUGACAUCGCUCCCGAAGGAGCUGUCGUACCUCGACGACCUGAGCAUCUGGCUCGACGGCAAC
Aureococcus anophagefferens is the source of this 519-nucleotide messenger RNA. RefSeq lists its product as hypothetical. The annotation marks the transcript as partial. Gene Ontology annotation, molecular function: protein binding. The transcript has 2 exons. The record is from RefSeq and is a predicted model, not a curated record. NCBI's taxonomy places the organism in Eukaryota, Pelagophyceae, Pelagomonadales, Pelagomonadaceae.